AUGCUGUACUUCGAACGUCAUUCACAUGCUGCACCAUCGUGGAUCCCCAGCUGGAGCCAGGAUGCUGGAGCACCGCCGGUCGUCAGCAAGAGCUUGCAGGAAGACGACCACUAUGCGAGGAAGGUUGCCUGGGCUGACAAGACUCUGUGGGAUGAGUUUCGUGCUCCCGCCUUGCGCUCAUUCUUCAACCGUGCACUACCGGAAACCAGCACACUUGUGCUGCCAAAGGGCUCAUCCUACACGGUCUCUCCAAGCCGCUUCGACUCUGCAGACGUCGAGUCUGAAAAGAUCCGAGCACUGCACGACCUUGUGGGCCUUCGCCUAGAAGUCAUUCCGGGGGCACAGCUCUACGAGUGGGACGAGAAAGUGGAGAACAAUUCGAAACUGAGGAUGGCCGUGCCCUGUCCUCCCCACGCAGACGCCGACGCGGAAGCAACAUCUGGGGAGGAAGACAUGCUCAUCCACGGCGAGCUUGUGCCCACCUCCCUGCGACGCCUGGUGGUGCGGGCGGCCGGCACACAAUGGCACUUCGAUCCUCAGAUAGGAGAGGAGCCCUUAGAAAUCCACGAGGAGCAAGAGGAAGAGCACCAGCUGAUGCAUGAGUACCGUUUCUAUAUUCGCCGGAAUCUUGUGCGGCAACCGCAGCUGGCUCAAUCUCGUAGCAUGUUCGGAGAGGCUUCGCCCAAGCGGGCCUCAUCGGCGACUUGGUCCCCAGCCCGGGUGCGCUUUCAUGCACCAGCACAGCCCGACUGGAACCGAUUGGAUGCAGUCGUGGCUGGUGGCCUGCGCAUGCCACCGGCGCUGCCGUAUCCAGUCAAAGCAGGACCUGAUGGACAACGAGCCCAAGACCCGUGCAUAGGUUGGAUGCUGCGCAGCGCUCUCAAGCAGAACCUCUUCGUGCUGAAGCCUCCUGGUACUGGCUCACAUGCGCAAAUUUUCGAGCAAGCCGUGGAGCAGUUGAACGGAAAGUUUGGAGUUGGCACAGAUUUUUUCUUGGUGCUGCAAUCCAGCGGCAGGACAGUUCUACCAAAAGACGUCAGACAACAAACUCUCGAGAACUUCAUCGCUUUCAAGGCAGACCUGGAGGAUCUGUGUUUUGGAAGAAAAGACAACACAAAGCAGCCUUUGCCGUCGCCACGUAGCUCGGUGCCUACAGAUGAUGGUUCUGGUCUGGAUAUCAGCGAGGAUUCUACCGGGGCCUCUUUUCUGGUCAGACGCGGGUGCAGCACUGUGUACAUAAGAGACACAACCCUGCCAACCGCCUUCAAGGGCAGUCGAGAUUGGUUCGAGCUCUUUUACGACGACGUAUUCGCUCCACCAAAGCUCUUCAACUUUGUAAUUCAAUGGCUUGUUUGCUCUUCCACUCAUAUGGUUCACUUCGUCACAUCCUUUACACGCAUUGCAGAGAAGCACGGCUUUACGCUGAUCCGGAUGCCAAUUGCACAGCUUUUCCCUCCACCAGCACCAUACUGGGUCUUCUGCAAUUUCGACAAUGACCGGGAAACUGACUUCGACCGGCUGGCGUUCUACCCCAGGCGAAAGAUUUCGCUUCCAGACUGCAGCGGGGAUCGCACCGAGCUGUUCACAAAGCUUUUGCGCGCAUGGCUCGCGCCGCCUCUGGACUUCCACUUCGUUUAUGCCACGCAGAAUGUGGCCUUCGAGGUGGAAGAAGUGAAGGCACCGCUCCGCGAGAAGAGUCGCGAACUGUUUCAGAGGACGAAAGGUUGGAUUCUGUGUGACCCAGAUGGACUGUGCCUUGUUGCACUUCGAGAAGAGACAGCCUACUGGUAUGAAAACCGUCUGCUUCUUUCCGAUGCUCGCGAUCCCGGCGUGCACGAAGAGAAGCUGGAACGAAUCGAGGCGCUCCGGGCCAAAUUUUACGAGCGGACAGACCAAAUCCUAGAAGACGCGCAAAAGGCUGCAGUACCGCUUUGGAGUGUCCACUGGCUGCCUGCUGCCAGCUCCUCCCCGUGUUCCUUCUUCACCUAG
Messenger RNA from Symbiodinium necroappetens, 1989 nucleotides. The record is from the annotation of a GenBank genome assembly. NCBI's taxonomy places the organism in Eukaryota, Dinophyceae, Suessiales, Symbiodiniaceae.